This is a messenger RNA of Bradysia coprophila, 672 nucleotides long. RefSeq lists its product as uncharacterized. Gene Ontology annotation, biological process: peptidyl-proline hydroxylation to 4-hydroxy-L-proline. Lineage: Eukaryota; Metazoa; Arthropoda; Insecta; Diptera; Sciaridae. Gene Ontology annotation, cellular component: endoplasmic reticulum. Gene Ontology annotation, molecular function: iron ion binding; procollagen-proline 4-dioxygenase activity; L-ascorbic acid binding. The record is from RefSeq and is a predicted model, not a curated record.
AUGAACGCCAUAGUACCACCAGUUUCGCUAACAUCAAUACUAAAUCCAACAUUCGAUUCGUCGCAAAUAACCAAAGAAGAGCUCGACCUUACGCAUAUUUCGGAGCCGGGAAAAUUGGCUUAUCUAUUGCACAACGUCUUCACACCCGAAGAAUGUGAAAAUUUGAUCAAAACAUCCGAAGCAGCGGGUUAUUCAGAGGCAUUGGUUCAUAUCGGUGGUGGUCGACAGGUCCUGAUGAAAGGCUACAGAGACGGAUCACGAGUUAUGAUAGACGAUACUGAAUUUGUGGCCUGUCUGUUGCAACGCAUUUCGUCUCAUCUUCCUGCUACAUUUGCGGACGAAAGUUUGCUGGAAAUCAAUGAGCGAUUGCGAUUCUUACGAUAUGAUGAAGGCGAUCAAUUUCAGCCGCACUCUGAUGCUUCGUAUGGUCGUCCGGACAAUUCAGCCAGGACGCUCAUUACUUUGCAAAUUUACUUGAAUGAAAAUUUCGAAGGUGGUGAAACGACGUUUCUGCCGCGUCGUGGUGACCGCGCUACCAAAUCCGUUCCGGUUGUGCCGAAAACUGGAAUGAUAUUGGUGUUCGAGCAUAACAUUUUGCAUGAAGGUUCGUUGGUGAAGGGUGGCAGAAAGUACACGAUACGCACGGACGUUCUUUAUACGAUGACGAAUUAG